CCCAAGCGUGGCGACACCCGACACAAUGGCCGACCUGCCAACCGUAUCCAGCUCUGUCCCCGUCGAUUACCCGCCCCAAUCUCUCCCGGACAAACCGCUCUCGUCUGCUGGUCCGGACAAUCCCAGCAAUGACCGUGGACAUGGGUUCUGGUACCUCGGCAACUCAGCCCCCAAACACUACAGACGUGACACAUUGGCCUACCCCACUGGCGUCACCAUCAGCGAACAGGACAGCGAGACAGACGUGGAGACAGCCAUGAGCGUCGAGACAGAUAUCCCCACGGCUGACGUAGAAAUUGACGGCGUGACCAUUGUGCCAUUCAAGAGAAGCGUGUCUCUGCUGGACAGCAUAUCCAUGCCGUCCGGCUUCCCCCAGACCCGGCCCCGCAUCCACAUCCAGCUCAUGCGUGCCAGGUCAAUCAGCCAGCUGACAGUCAGUCAAUAUGACCAAACGAGCCUCAGUCUAGCAGACGACACGGCAAGUACAAUAGAAGACUUGCCAAGCUUGUCUGCAUCAAACCCGGAUGUUUCAAUUAAACGUUCGGGGUACUUGAAGAAAAUAAAAACACUUUUUCGACCGAAAUCCAUGAAAAACGUGUCCAACUUGAGUGCUUCAAAUGAAAAUAUAAAUUCGACUUCAAAUAUUAUCGCUGGGAAAAACAUACGCAGAGUUAGAUCUGUCUCACAGAGUUCUAGCAAAAACAUUUUAUCAGAAACUAAAUCUAGAAAUUCGGAAUCGCCCGUUUCUUCAAUAGAAAAGUCUGUCAAAUUUGAACCAGACACGUCUGCCAGACUUUCGACCGCGCGCGGCAAAAACAAACCAGCACACGGUAAAGAGAAAGACAGCGACGAUGAGGCUGAAGAUGUAAUAUCUCGAUGUGGCACAAAGCUGGAGAGAAGCUACUCGCUUGUUCGCUCAGACAGCCGAGACCGUAACACGGUUAACUUCACCAGGAUUCCGAGCAUGCGCAGACGCCACUGUGUUCUCGAGCUGCUCCACCACUUCACCACCAGCUACCCCCCAGAUGACAUGCAGGAGACCCACGUCAUCAAAGAGGCCACCCACAUCCAGCCCCUGGAGGGGGGAGAGAGUGUUGUCACAGACAUACUCUCCAACAAAAUUGUUCUCUUCGACGCCCGCGGCUUCCCUAAAGUGACGUUUGCCGUGGAGCCCGGGUCGGAGCCGUGGGCCACGUGCGUGACGCCGGACGGGGCGCUGGCCGUGACCUUGAAAAGACAGGGGUGUGUGUCACUGUGGUCCACUUCCGGUGAACCGAUUAGAGAAUUCGGACAAAACGAGUUGUCAGCUCCAACAGGUAUACAGUGUGACGCCCUGGGACGUUUUGUGGUAGCAGACGAAGAGGCCAACACCGUGUGCAUCUUCAACAAGCAGGGCGCAUUGGUGACGGAGCUCUUCGCGCCCCUGGUGGCCACCAAAGAAAACCAGGUGCCGACAAACUCGCCCUUCGUCGCCACCUUCUUCAACCAACCACGCUACAUCUGCGUCACCAAAGAAGGAAAUUACGUCAUCGCGGACUCGGCCAAUCACAGCGUUAAAAUUUUCGACCAAUCCAUGAACUUCACGAGACAGUUCGGUCAGUUUGGCCGAUGCGACGGGCAGUUUAAAUUUCCGUACGGCGUGGCUAGCGACGAGGCGGGCAACUUGUACGUGGCGGACCACUACAACAACCGAGUCUCGCUCUUCACGAAAAAAGGAGAGUUCGUGGAGCACCUGCUGACGUCACAGGACGGGGUUACCCGACCUUCGAGUAUUGGUGUGUUGAACUCGAGGCUCUACGUCACACACGGGGGGCUCCGGGCCAAUAAAAUCUCGGUGUAUAGGCUGAAGAAAACCCCGACAGAAGCGACCAUUGGCUGAUGCUUGUGUAGCUAUUGGACAGAGUUGUGUUGGAAGUUAACAAUUUAAACACUUGUGCAAUGAUAAUAAAGAUGUUCAGUGGAUAAUGCAGAUUUAUCACCCAUACUGCAUUGUUUGUAAUAAAGACAAUUAUGACACGAUACUAGAUUCGUAGACGGAGAUUUAGCCAAAAAAGAAUUAAUAGGCUGUGCGUAACGUGGAAACUUGGAUCACAAUGGCUCACAUCAUCACAUGCAACAAUAAAGUUAAACGAUUUGGCUAUGCUAAACGGCUAAUUAAAUUUUAAAAAAAAAGCACAUCUAGCCUCUGUAUCAAGUCGGUGGUACCAAAACCACGUGACCGAGUUAUGGCCACGUGUUUGGCCGAGUUCUGGUCACGUGUCCUAGACCAGAGACGUGUUGCGCCCAGCAUUUCAUGGGUACACCAGCCUUGCCUGCAGACAACCCAUCCCCACCGUGACAAAUCAGAGUCUGUUGUCCUUUCCCUGUAACAACCAACCCAGUGAAAGAUGAAACAAACACUGGACAAUACACAAUCUCUUUGUAAUCACAGCGUGUGCAUGACCAAUUAUUAAUCUAAUUUAUACGCAUAACAUAUUGUGCAAGUACCUAGUUUAUGCGACCUUUGCAUAUAUCAGUUUUUUGUUCACUCUUCCACCCAACCCAAUAAAAUGGGUUUUAUGCCUAGCCAUGCUUAAAUAGUUUUGACAAGGGAAUUAACCAUUAAAAAGGGUGAUAACUUCUCAAUAAGGGAGUUCACUCUUCAAGAACUAUAAAGAAUCUAUUAUAUAUUAUUUUAGAUUCUAGUCUGGUUCUAUUGUUUAUACACAUUUUGUUAUAAAGAAUCUAUUAUUAAAAGUUU
Messenger RNA from Physella acuta, 2740 nucleotides. RefSeq lists its product as uncharacterized. The record is from RefSeq and is a predicted model, not a curated record. Lineage: Eukaryota; Metazoa; Mollusca; Gastropoda; Physidae. Gene Ontology annotation, biological process: proteasome-mediated ubiquitin-dependent protein catabolic process; protein polyubiquitination. Gene Ontology annotation, molecular function: protein binding; ubiquitin protein ligase activity.